AUGCAGGGAUUCGAUCUUGUCGCCGGAGGCCAGCUCGCUGCUUUGCCGGAAUUUCAAAGACGAUUUGGAUAUUUGCAGCUAGACGGUUCUUUUCUGAUUCCCGCGCACUACCUUUCCGCCUGGAGCUCCAUUGCUCCUGCAUGCGAAAUAGUUUCCACCCUUAUUUUCGCUCCCCUGCUCGAGAGGUUCGGGCGGAAACCAGGAAUCCUAUUUGCCUCCCUCAUUUCCACAGCGGGUGUCAUUCUCCAGCAGCUGGCAACUGAUUGGCGAGUACAUCUAGCCGGUCGGGGUGUGAAUGGCAUCGCGAUAGGGAUCAUGUUCACCAUCUCUCCCCUAUGGAUCGGUGAAACGUGUCGACCGGAACUUCGGGGCUUCUUCCUCUGUUUUUUCAACACUAGCAUUGUCUUUGGACAAUUUGCAAUAGCCGUGGUGGCUAGGGGUAGUAUCCAUUUGAGUGGCAAAUGGCAAUGGUGGUUGCCGAUAGUGGCAAUGUAUUUCUUUCCAGAGUCUCCGUACUGGCUGGKGCGCCAGGGAAAAAACAGAGAGGCCCAGAUUUCUCUACACACAGUAUACGGCUUCAAAAGUGAGGCAUUUUAUACCGCAGAAGUCCAUCGAAUGGAGUCGGAAACUAAACGAGAGUCAUCCACCCGCGGUAGCCACGCUGAGGCCUCCUACAAGUUUCUCGGCAUCGACGUGUCUACCGAAGCUGAGUGCUUCAAUGGGGCUAAUCUGAAGAGAACUCUAACUGCAAUCUUCACCGCUAGUGGACAGCAGAUGAUUGGAGCCACUUUCGUUAUUGGCUACGCAACAUAUUUCUUAGAACUGAUUGGAGUAAAAGAUUACUUCGAUGCGUCCGUUGCCCUUUAUGUGGUGAUGUUGCUGUCUAGCAUGCUAGCCUUUCCACUCUCUGAAAUUGUUGGCCGGCGAACGAUGAUAGUGUAUCCUCAGUUCUUUCUGUGCUUCGUACUUCUACUAAUCGGCAUUUUGGCAUGCAUCUCGAACGCCGAGACGGCAAGCUGGGGUAUCGUUGUUCUCAUAUAUAUCUGGGCGAUCGUAUAUCAGCUUUCCAUUGGAGCUGUGGGCUUCGUGUUGGCUUCGGAAAUUGCUACCGCGCGUCUGCGAAGUACGACUCAAGGCCUCGUUACCAUCACCAACGCGUUGUGGGGGCUCAUCAUGCAAUUUACAGUCCCAUAUAUGAUCAAUACAGAUGCAGGCCAUCUGGGUGGAAAAGUUGGAUUCAUCUUUUUCGCGACAGGCUCCAUCGCAGCCAUUGGAGGAUGGUACCUCUACCCAGAGACUAAGGGUAUUUCUUUCGAAACCAUGGACGAGCUUUACGCAAACAUGACCUCCCCUCGACACUUCAGGCGAGCCGUGACCGCGCCGGGUGAGAUAACGCCCCAGAUAUGCAAAGCGGAAGUCUCUAUCCAUGUAUAA
Messenger RNA from Talaromyces amestolkiae, 1434 nucleotides. RefSeq lists its product as uncharacterized. The record is from RefSeq and is a predicted model, not a curated record. Gene Ontology annotation, biological process: carbohydrate transport; transmembrane transport. Gene Ontology annotation, molecular function: carbohydrate:proton symporter activity. Lineage: Eukaryota; Fungi; Ascomycota; Eurotiomycetes; Eurotiales; Trichocomaceae. Gene Ontology annotation, cellular component: membrane. The transcript has 7 exons. The coding region runs from base 1 to 1434 and encodes 477 amino acids.